Molecule: messenger RNA, 1254 nt
Organism: Seminavis robusta
Lineage: Eukaryota; Bacillariophyta; Bacillariophyceae; Naviculales; Naviculaceae
Source: the annotation of a GenBank genome assembly
AUGUCGCUCUCCUCAUCGGCGUGUUGGUCGGCAACAGCCCGAAGACGCGAUAGCAUCAAUAGUUGUCAUACCACCAAGACCGUGGAAAGCCGCAAGAGACGAUCCUGUUCUCCCCUAAGACCACUUCUUUGGGGCAGCAGCAGCAAGUCUUCAUCAGGCGAACCACCAUCUCCGACCAACAAAUCGACCUCAUCCUCCAAAUCCACGAUCAGCGCCAAAAAAAGCCUUGGCAGUAGUAUUACCGGAUUAUUCAACGGCAGUGGCAGUAGUUCCCUUCGAAGAAAUGACGAUGUGGAGCCGCUUGACCCCACCGAAGCGGCAUCCUUGGGGGAUAGUGAUCGUAGUCUGUUGCUCAAUGGGGGAGCAGCAGCUGCUACUGCUGACAAGGGACCAAUGGCAAAGCCAAAUCCGGGGGCUCAAGUUAUUCCACUGGAGUCCGCUCCUCAAACGCAAGAGGCCACUCCCAAACAGACACAGCAAGCUCCCAAUCAAGCCGCCUCUGUCGUCCCGUUUCCACCCGAACCAGCUCGCAAACAACAAAAAAGACGAACCAAACCACGGACACCUCAAGAAUGGGAAGAAUUGGUCGCCACUCAUCAGCGCAUGACCACCAAACGCCACGUCAAGAAGAAGAAGAAGAAGGAACCACUCACUGGGGCCGUGCUACAGCGUCGUGUGUUAGAACGCAAACAACUAAAUGCCAAAAUUUUGCGCAACAAGGUGCGAUUCUUGGAAGAACCCGAAGAGACCAAAGUGCAGCCCAAGACGGCUCAUGUCGUCAUGCCCAAGCGCAAAUCGUUGCCAUCUAGACCCAAACCAUCGUUUGACAAGACAGGCAUCCGACGACACUGUUCGGCAGACAUUUGUUCCAGUAGUGCGGUGGUCAACCCACAAAGAAGGCGAGGAGGAAGGAGACCACAGCAAUCACCACCCAAGACUACUGUGGAACCAACCAAAAAUGUCGGCUCACCUCCAGCCUCUCCUACAAAGGCUGCUGCUAGCAAACAAAAAGUUGCCCCCUAUACAGCUUCCAGCAGCCCCGCAGCGCCAUUACGGAGAAGCCACACGAGUGACGGCGUCUACCAUCCUCCCAGUAGUCCAGCUGCUUCGGUCGGAUCCAUCUACCGUCGUCGCCGUCCACCACCACAAGACAGCCUGGAUUCUUCUGUCAGAAGUCGUGUCUCCAGAAGGCCAUCCUUUCCUUCCAAUGGGGGGCGAUUUGUCGCGCAGAGCUUGGCCACUCCUGCUCUCUAG